CCUAAAAUAUCCCUAGUAAUCCCUAAGGUAUAUAGGGUUAAACAAAAGUAAAGUUAACUAAGACCUAUUUACCAUCUGACAGGUAUGUAAAUAUUGGCCAUUUCUUGCCAUAAAUGGUAUACGUAGUCAUUUAGGGUCCCCUGUAAGAUUUCAAGGUAAUUUGCCACAGUCUACUGUUGCAUUAUGCUAGAUAGCACUGCAUCUUAUUCUGUGCUUGGGUUUGGCUUCUCCAAAGGCUCAUGUAGUUAUGAUACUCUCUUACACACAAACUGUAAUUAUCCUGUAAUACAACAUCCCAGAAUCUGUUUCCUAGAAUGAGAAUACUUAUUUUAUAUUGGUGAGACAAUGUGUCCAGGCAAGGACACACUUUUGCAUGCAAAUAUUAACAUGUUGUCGUGUAACCUGCUGUUGAAGCAGUGACAUUAUCUACCCUUUAUAUAACAUCUGGUUUCAAGUAAAUCAUCUGUAAUUAUACUGUACAGCAUCACUACUCAGCUAAAUCCCGAAUGCUGAAUUAAAGCUUACAGUGAUAAUUUGCGUUAGGCUGGAGUUAAAUGAAAACAGGUGGAGUUGUUAAUAUCAACACUUUGUUGUGUAAUAAACUUUCGGUAAGAUAAACCUGUUCUAUGUACAUUAUACGGUAAAAUAAUGACUCAGGUGUAACUUCAUGAUUGGGGUCUCAGUGACGUUCACACACUGUGAUAUAUUACCUACUCAGUGCUGAAUACAGACCAAUAAGCCUCAUGGAAAAACAAGGACAUCAAGUGCUUUGAUCAUCUCAAGAUAGGAUGACAAAGCUCUGAGGCAUCAAUUAUAUGGCUCCCAGUCCUCUAUAGAUCCUUCAGCUUUUCCUCAAGUCCCAAUUAACCAGUGAGCAGCCAGUAAGUUUCUGUAAGUCUCUUGACAUCAAGCUCUCUGAUUCACUGAGGCAGAAAAAACGGUAGAGAAGGCAAAAGUACUAAUUGUGCAGCAUCAUUCUGCAGUUACAGACUACAGACAGUCAUCUAGCACAGUAAUCUGAUGGAGCAGAGUGUUUUCCCCCUGUUUGUGCUAAGGAUCAUAAUUUCUGUCAUUGGCAUAGUAGGAAAUGGGGUCUUGAUCAUAUCAAUCCUCCACCUGACACGAGUGAAGACAUUCGAAAUUUUCCUGCUUGGACUGGCUAUCACAAACUUUGCGGAGAUUAUGCUUGUGGACCUCUAUGAUGCCAUUGUCCAAUCUAUACAAACCGUAAGCAUUUUCUCCUGUGUUGCGCUAAAAUUUCUAAAUAUCUGUGGAGAAAAUGCCAGCAUCUUUUUCACAGUGCUUAUCAGCUUCUACCGCUAUCAGAAGAUACACAACGCUGCCAUGCGGAUAAUCGCACCUAUCUUUAUGGAUAGCAGGGAAGCUGCAAUUGGUCUUAGUAUGGGGUGCAUUUUGGUAGCUGUGCUUUUAGGUCUGCCGACUUACUUCAUAAACCAGGACACAUGGCAUAUGGAAAAUUCCACUACAGAAGUCUGUCCAGCAGAUUUUUUCCAAUGUCCAGAAGGUCACUGUCCCACUGUAAACAGCAUUUACAAGUACCUUUUUAUCACCAUCUGUCAUGUAUUGCCUCUCAUCAUUGUCACAUGGACAAGUGUCUUAAUCAUCAAGAUUUUAAUAAUUCAGCAAAAGGCGGUGGAUGCACUGCACGAGUCAGAUCCAGGUGCCGUAGCCGUCCACCAUCAUCACGAGCAUGAUGUGUUCCACCGGAGCACCAUCGGCAUCCUGGCUGCAAUGACACUCUUCCAGGUGGACUGCAUUUUGUAUCUGAUUCUUCACUUCGUGUAUAACCCAUAUGACUUUCCUGCUUGGUCAGAGCUGGAGUUCUUCAUCACGACGCUUUAUACAGGUAUCAUCCCCUAUAUUUAUGGUACGGGACAUAACUUUUUCAGCGUGAAACAUUUCAUGAAAGCAUAA
Ictalurus furcatus (blue catfish) is the source of this 1935-nucleotide messenger RNA. RefSeq lists its product as uncharacterized. The record is from RefSeq and is a predicted model, not a curated record. The transcript has a single exon. NCBI's taxonomy places the organism in Eukaryota, Metazoa, Chordata, Actinopteri, Siluriformes, Ictaluridae. Gene Ontology annotation, cellular component: neuron projection; membrane. Gene Ontology annotation, biological process: neuropeptide signaling pathway. The coding region runs from base 1021 to 1935 and encodes 304 amino acids. Gene Ontology annotation, molecular function: neuropeptide binding; G protein-coupled receptor activity.